Molecule: messenger RNA, 2091 nt
Organism: Penicillium canariense
Lineage: Eukaryota; Fungi; Ascomycota; Eurotiomycetes; Eurotiales; Aspergillaceae
Product: putative C6 transcription factor
Exons: 3
Coding region: 1-2091 (696 amino acids)
Biological process (GO): positive regulation of transcription by RNA polymerase II; DNA-templated transcription
Molecular function (GO): sequence-specific DNA binding; DNA-binding transcription factor activity, RNA polymerase II-specific; zinc ion binding
Source: RefSeq, a predicted model, not a curated record
AUGACUAGCAGCGCGGGCAACAAGGAGUUUCGCGACCAGCUGGGUAAGUUCCGCCUCGAGCCCCUCACUGGCUCGUCCCCCGCGCCCUGGUCGCAUUCCCCGACAAGCGUUCCUCCGCAAUCCUCCCAGCGACCGCACCAGCCAUCGUCCGCCUCGCCGCUUCAGCCCCCGCCGCCCGGCUGGUCGUCCACUCCCGACUCCACGUCGGCCGCGGCCUCGCGCAGCAAGCGUGUAUCGACGGCAUGCGACUUCUGCCGCAAACGAAAGAAGAAGUGUGACUUCCAGUACCCCAACUGUUCUGCCUGCACCCGCGCGGGGCUCGAGACCUUACAAAAACGAGUGCGAUGGUUGGAGGAGGUGGUGCGCCGCAAGUCGGGCAUCUCCGUGGCCGAUCUGGCCACCGGGACCCCGGUGGAUGGCGAGGGGGACCCGGACUGGUGGUACCAGGUGCCGGCGAUGAUUGCGACCGGCAAUCGCCCCUCGAUGGCCUCGUUGCCCAGUCCCGCGGGCAGCGGUGCUUCGUUGGGGACGGGGCCAGCCGCCGCGUUGGAAUCCUCCACUGGUGUGGGCGCCGAGCUGCCCAACGUCGGCGAGAUCUUUCGUGAUCAGCUGGAGCACCGCCGGCCGUCCGUCGCGCGGCCGGCUUUGGCUCCGCGCGUGCUGCGCUUGUCCUCACUCGAGGAAGCCGAACAGGUAGUGAGCCAGUACUUCGAUAGCAUGGGCUAUCAGUACCCGUUCAUGUCCCGACCCGAGUUCAUCGCCCAUUUGCGCCACAUCUACGCAGGCGGCGUACCGACCCCCGAGGUGCAUAAUGCCUAUCAUAUCGUUAUCGCCACCUCGUUGCUGAUCGGCUCGGCGGAGCCGGCGCGGGCCGCCGAGUUUUACCAUGCGAGCCAGGAGACCCUGUCGCUUGCCCUGCAGAAUGAGGAUUUGCCCGCCAUUCGUGCGCUGCUCGGCUUGGCCCUGUAUACGAUGUUUGCGACCUCGGGUCCCAGCAUCUGGCAUGUCCUCGGGGCCACCUUGCGACUGGCGAUCAGCAUGGGUCUGCACAAAGCACGAUCAUACGCCAGCCUGAUGGAGGAAGAAAUGGCGAAGCGCGCCUUCUGGAGCUUGUAUAACCUAGACCGGCUCAUUGCCAGCACCCUAGGCCGGCCUCUGGGGAUUGCGGACGAAGACAUCAGUGUGGGUCUUCCACGCGAGGUGAAUGAUGACGGAAUGGAAGCGCCCGGUGCUAGUGCGAUGACCAUUCCGCUGCAGGUGAUGCGUCUCCGACGGAUCUUUUCUCGCAUUUACCGAUACUUAUACAGCAGUCUCCCCCAGCCUCCCCCGCAGGAGGUUGCCGCUACACUGGGUCAAUUCCGUCGCGAGGUGGAUGACUGGCGCAUGGCGGCCCCAGUGUAUCCUUCGGCACUCCUCUACUCGACGUCUUACUACGACUACCUGUACUAUACCACCUUGCUUCUCAUGUAUCGCCCGAGUCCGCGCAACCCGACCCCUGACGCAACCAGCAUUGUCAGCUGCGGCGAUUCGAGUAUCCAGGUGAUUCGGUCUUAUUGGAAUAGUUACUCAGUGGGCAAACUGAAGUGGAUUUGGUUGACGCUGAGCCAACUUUAUUUCGCGGGUAUCACCAUUCUGUGGUGUCUGGAGCAGAAUGCCCGUUCCUUACGGGAAUCGCGCCCGGCCCCAUGGCAUCCCGAUGAGCUGAUGAUGCGUCGUGGGAUUCAAGCAGUCGUCGUGCUACUCGAAGAGUUUGGCAAACGGCGGCCCGGCGUAGAUCGACUAGCCGAGACAUUCCAUCAGCAGAGCACGGUGAUCUUCAGCCAAAUGGCAUAUCAACAGCAGCAACUGGAACACCAGCAUCACCAGCACCAGCACCAGCACCAGCAAGUGCAGCCUCUCUUGCCACCCCAGCCUUCUGUCACCCUGGCUCCUCCACCUCCCCCUCCUAUUCCUUUGGCCCCCGUUCUCGAUGAUGUGCUGCUGGUCGACGACAGUGGCACCAUGCCGAUGAUUGAUCCUCAGAUGGCAGAGCAACUUUUCUACUCAUACAACUGGUUCCAGGAGGAGAUGGCAAGCUACUAUACCCUUUGA